Molecule: messenger RNA, 1863 nt
Organism: Ogataea philodendri
Lineage: Eukaryota; Fungi; Ascomycota; Pichiomycetes; Pichiales; Pichiaceae
Exons: 1
Coding region: 1-1863 (620 amino acids)
Molecular function (GO): protein binding
Source: RefSeq, a predicted model, not a curated record
AUGCAGGUGGACGGCUCGCUGAUCCCGCUGCCGUUCAACUCCAAGUACAAAACAGGCCAGACGGUCUCGGAGCUCUGGACGCUUCCGGCCGACGAUUGCAAGGUGUUGUCGAUUAGCGGCAACCUGUACGCCCUGUACGAUGACGAUGCUGCUCUGGCAGUGUCUCUGUACAACACAAGCUCGCACGGCUGGGACCGGCUCGAUUUCGACGAGUCCUUGGACUAUCUGACCGGCAGUGCGUACAUGGCGACUCCGGACGACCCCAACGCGAUCUACGUGUUUGGCGGACUCAACAAGACCAGCAACGCUCUUUCGGACCAGCUGGUGCGGGUGGACCUGGACUCGCUAACAAUUGCCACGGCAGCCAGCUCGUUGCAACCAUCGAGCUUCUACAACGCCGCGUCCGUGCUGAUCAACCACAACACCAUGGUUCUCGUCGGGGGCCAGACCCAGGAAGGCUGGGUCAGCCUGAAACAGCUUGCUGUUUGGCAGUACGAGUCCUGGAGUUUCAAGGCUGUGUCGGUGGACGAGGCAGAUACCAUCAACGCCCGAAUCGACGCCCUGUUGCUCCCGGUGUUCUCCAGCGACAUGAUUACCCAGGAAUACCUCUCGAGCAACUACACGGACUUUUCCGUGGAGUCUGUGCUGAUGGUGGGGGGCGAGUCGAGCUCCGGGUCAAAUAGCACGCCCAACUUUGCGCGGCUCGACGUUACGUCGUCGACCUGGGCCUGGACGUCGCUCGACACCAGCGUGAGUCUGGCUAACUCGAAAACCAACAACCAGAACGACUCGCAGCUGAGUCUAUCGUCGGUAGCGGGCGCCGCAGUGGUGUACGACACGCUGAUCGUGGCAUCUGCGCUGGACGGAGCUGCAAACUACACCCUUACACUGUAUAACACAAGCUCGUUCGAGGUGCUGAACGAGGUGGACUACUCGGCGAUCGCCAAGAAGUCGUCGUCCAAGUCCAACAAGAGCCUCAUCAUCGCGCUGUCGGUGGUGAUCCCCACGCUCGCGCUCAUGGUGCUCGGACUGGUUGCUAUCUUUGUCUACAAGAAAUUCCGGUCACGUGAGGACGAAAAACAGAAGGAGAAAGACUUGAAGGACAUUAUGGAGUUCUACCAAGCAGGCAACUCGUCGUCGACCACGUUCGCGUCGCACGGCGGCAGCCCGGAAAUCAAAGAGUCGUAUUUCGGCGACAACGUCAAGGUCAACAACUACGACGACGGCGAUAACUUGUCCAUCAGCUCGUGGAAACGCAAACGGUGGCAGCUCGAGUCGGACAUGGUCCACCAGAUCGACACCGACGCCAUUCCGCCGGUCUCCGCGCUCAAACGCUCGCUCUCAACGCUGUCCACGACGCUGGGCCGCUCGCUCAAACGCAACUUCUCAUACCAGUCCAGCAUCCAGUCGUUCUUCACAGCAGAGACCUCGUUCGAGGACCCGCAGCCACCGUCGCCAAUGGCCAACAUCCCCGUCCUGAAACCGGUCGAGGCGUCCAACUCGACCCUCAACCUCAUCCCGGAAGAGGCGUCGCUCAACUCGUUCUAUCAAAAACGCGCCGACGCCCACUCCAUGCUCUCAAACUCAACGGUCUGCGAACCAAGCGACCACUCGGCCUCGCCGCCUCCGUCUCCACCUCCAGCAGCACGCACAACCUCCCUUGUGUUCCACAACAGACUGCCAAUCUACUCAACGCCCGUGCGGUCCAAGGACUUCCUGCCUCCUCCAGAAUCGGACCUCGACAAUCUCGACGUGCAGAUCCUGGUCAGCUCCAAACGUCGCUCAAAGCUCAGAAUCACAAACCCGGACCCAGACGGCCCAAGAAAACGCACAGUCAGCAACGAGAAAGAGGAGGAGCAGUAA